UAAAUACUUAUCCCUAACAUUUAGCCAAACACGAAGAGUUCAAACAUGGCAGAAGUCAGAUAUCCCAAUGAUUAUCACUCCGAUCAGCACGGACCAAGACGUCCACGUCAACGACAUCAUCAGCAGAAGCAGCGACAACCGCCAUGUUUACAAGUAGAAUACAAGAAGAAGGGAAAACCGACUCAGUUGGAGGAACCGCCGUCAAAACUGGGAAAGCAGGUGCCACCCAAUAUUAUUGUGGGGGGCAAGUAUCGACUGUUGAGUCCCAUUGGCUGUGGAUCCUUUGGGGAGCUGUAUCGCGCCUUGGGACUUAAAUGCGGCGAGGAGGUGGCUGUGAAGUUGGAGAACUGUCGUGUCAAGUAUCCGCAAUUGCCACGUGAGGCAAAGAUCUAUAAUAUUCUGCGUGGUGGUGUUGGUUUUCCACGCAUUCGUUACUUUGGCACUGAGGGAACCUACAAUGUGCUGGUUGUGGAUCUCUUGGGUCCGACACUGGAGGAUCUGUUGAACUUUUGUGCACGAAACUUUAGCUUGAAGACAACACUAAUGCUGGCGGACCAGAUUCUGGCACGUGUGGAGUAUUUGCAUAUGAAUUGUUUACUCCAUCGCGAUAUCAAGCCGGAGAACUUCCUUAUGGGUCUGGGCAGUCAGCGGACUCGUGUUUUCAUGAUUGACUUUGGCCUGGCCAAGCGAUACUAUCGUCCGAGCACCCGAAAACAUAUCACAUACAAUGAACGUCACGAGCUCAUCGGAACAGCUCGUUACGCUUCCGUUCAUGCCCACUAUGCGGAACAGGGACGUCGUGAUGACCUGGAGUCGGUGGGUUAUCUACUGCUAUAUUUUCUACGUGGUCGUCUUCCUUGGCAAGGUAUUAAUGCUGAGACGCGACUUCAGAAGUAUGAAAAAAUUGCAGAGAGUAAAUCCACCCUGGCUCUAAGUGUACUUUGUGCUGGAAUACCCUCGGAAUUCUACAUGUACAUGAAAUACUGUCGCAGUCUGCACUUUACCGAGCAACCGGACUACGUCUUUUUGCGGCAGCUGUUUAAGAAACUAUUCCGUAGUCACUUUCUGCUUUAUGACUAUCUGUACGACUGGGUGGACAUUAAAAUGGAGAUGGCCCACAAUAAGGGCCUGCAGGCACAGCAAUGUGAUAAAGAUCGAAGUUCGAAAAAAGAACGCAAAUCGAAGACACGUCAACAUCACAUAGAGCGCCUUAAAGAGAAGGAUAAGGAGACGCAAGGAGUUGCCUCUUUUAAUUAACUGCAAACUUAACUAUGUUUGGCAUGCUUUUAUCCACUAUCCAUUAUCCGUUUAACGUGCGUGUGUGUUGGUGUGAGUGAUUGUAUCCUUUGUUUAUCAAGUCAAAAGCUGCUCCCAUAAUUGGCAACGAUUCAAUGAACCUGCAACUUUUUGGCUCAUCAUCGGCUAACCAGACAAUGGUUAUAUAUAUAAGGUUCACUUUGGCCACAACGAACUGCCAAUAGCCUUCUCUAGAGCACUUUUUUUAUUCAUAUGAUAGUUAGAAUUUUUUUUCGUUUCACUUGUAUGGCAAUAUUAAAAGAAAAACGUAAAAACUUUGCAAAUUGUUAUUAACUUUUGCAGCUGUAAGAAUAUAAUUUUGUGUCUUAUUUGAUAAUCCUAAAAUAUAAUACUAUCAUCUCAUACG
Molecule: messenger RNA, 1663 nt
Organism: Drosophila innubila
Lineage: Eukaryota; Metazoa; Arthropoda; Insecta; Diptera; Drosophilidae
Product: casein kinase I
Exons: 1
Coding region: 46-1257 (403 amino acids)
Biological process (GO): signal transduction; endocytosis; peptidyl-serine phosphorylation
Cellular component (GO): cytoplasm; nucleus
Molecular function (GO): ATP binding; protein serine/threonine kinase activity
Source: RefSeq, a predicted model, not a curated record